Messenger RNA from Sardina pilchardus (European sardine), 5749 nucleotides. It is a transcript of the gene atf7a, whose product is annotated as activating transcription factor 7a. The transcript is spliced from 12 exons. The coding region runs from base 60 to 1568 and encodes 502 amino acids. Lineage: Eukaryota; Metazoa; Chordata; Actinopteri; Clupeiformes; Clupeidae. Gene Ontology annotation, biological process: regulation of transcription by RNA polymerase II. The record is from RefSeq and is a predicted model, not a curated record. Gene Ontology annotation, molecular function: cAMP response element binding; DNA-binding transcription factor activity, RNA polymerase II-specific.
GAAGAGAGGAUAGAGGGAGAGAGAGGGGCGCUGAGUUACAUUGCAAGCUCUUCGCAAAAAUGGGGGACGACAGACCUUUUGUGUGCAAUGCUCCUGGCUGUGGGCAGAGGUUCACCAAUGAGGACCACUUGGCUGUGCACAAGCACAAACAUGAGAUGACUCUGAAGUUUGGCCCAGCGAGGACCGACUCUGUCAUCAUAGCAGACCAGACACCGACUCCCACACGCUUCCUGAAGAACUGUGAGGAGGUGGGCCUCUUCAAUGAGCUGGCCAGCUCCUUCGAGCAGGAGUUCCGCAAGGCCCAGGAGGACGACGACAAACGGGCCAAGAACCCGAUCACCGCCGCUGCCAGCACGGGGGUCCUGGACAUGAGUCUGCAGACGCCCUCAGAGGUGAAGGUGAAGGAGGAGGAGCCGGUGGAGGUGGACUCGUCCCCUCCGGGCAGCCCAGAGUCCAUCUCCAGCAGGUCGGACAGCGAACACGAGUAUGUGGGGAGACCAAAGGACACUCCCCCCAGACCUCCGGUGAGUGCGGCCCCGACCCCCACCAUCGUGCGGCCGGGCUCGCUGCCCCUGCACCUGGGCUACGACGCGCUGCACCCCACCAUGCCCUCGCCCACCUCCGUCAUCACACAGGCGCCGCCAUCCAACCGCCAGCUCGGGUCUCCGACUGGUCCAUAUCCGAUGAUGAUGCUUCCCAAUGGCCAGACGGUGCCCGUGUUGCCUGGGCCUAUGCAGAUGCAGAUGCAGAUGCCCUCAGUAAUCUCUCUGGCGAGACCUCUGAUGGUGCCCAACAUUCCUGGCAUCCCUGGACCCCCACUAGGGGGCAGCAGCAGUGGCUCGUCCUCACCGUCAGGCUACAACCCCCACUCUGAGGCCAAGAUGAGGCUGAAGGCUGCCCUGUCCCAGCAGACAGCCACAGCGCAGAGCUGCGGCGGGGUGUCCAGCCCCAUGGUGCCCCAGCGGAUGGAGCAGAGUCAGCUGCUGGUUCAGCAACCAGACGCCCCGUCCCCUGCACAGCCACAGGUAUCUCCUGCUCAGCCCACCGGGGGCCGUAGGCGGCGGACGGCGGACGACGACCCCGACGAGCGGCGACAGCGCUUCCUGGAGCGGAACCGGGCGGCGGCCUCGCGCUGCAGGCAGAAGCGCAAGGUCUGGGUCUGCUCCCUGGAGAAGAAGGCCGAGGAGCUGACCUCUCUCAACGUAUCUCUGUCGAAUGAGGUGACCCUCCUACGGAACGAAGUGGCCCACCUGAAGCAGCUGCUGCUGGCCCACAAGGACUGCCCCGUGACCACCCUACAGAAGAAGAACGCCUACUUAGGAGACGAGACCAUGAAAGACGUGUCGGAGCCCGUGGGCUCCCCGGCCGCGGUCAUCCAGCACAGCUCGCUGGCCCUGAGCCCCUCCUCGGCGGGCCCCAAUGGGCUGAGCGCGCGGGCGGCGGCCGAGGCGGUGGCCAUGUCGGUGCUGGCGGGCAUGGGCAGCCACCGGGGCGAGCAGGGCUCCGGCGGGCCCAGCGGGCCCUCCCACGUCAUCAUGGCCACACAGUCCCACCCCUCCACCAGAUGAUGAGCGCAGCCCAGCGGGUACGGGACUCGCCCCCAACCCUACCCCCCUCCACCAAUCAACCCCCCCUCAAACACCCCACACGCACCAUCCCCGCCAGAAAGAGAUGGAAGCAAAGAGAGAGGGAGAGAGGGAUGGAUGGGUGGAUGGAUGGAUGGAUGGAUGGGGGAGGAGUCUCUACUCUUCGUUCUUCUGUUCUCUUCUUUCCUCCUCCCUCUGGCCCUCCUCCUCCUCCUCCUCCUCCUCCUCGUCUUGAGCUGAGGAACUAGUCAGCCUUUUGAGAACAGACUGGGACUGAGAGCGAGUGUGGCGAGCGAGACUGCGUGCUCCCUGUUCACUAUGCCAUAGACUACAGGGGCUGGACUCCAAACCUCCCCACUUGUACCCUAUAUUACUCAACCCGUCCCCCUCUCCGUUCCCACCACCCAGUCCUCACCAGAUCCCAGUGACCUUGUCCAACUUGCCCCCCCCCCCACACACCUGCAUCUUCACUGGACUGUAGGACUGCAGUGUCACUGUUUGCAAGUGUCGCUGUUAUUGUGAUGAUUGCUGCGCCGGUUUGGACAUUUUCCUUCUCACUUUGUAACCUUUCCUCCCCCACCUCCUUCACACAGCCAUAUGCACAUACAUCAGAACAGAACACCCUCGACUGCUGUGUCUGCUAGUUGGUGUGCGGUCCAGUGAUUGAUGUGACACAGCUCAUAUUGUUUUGAUUUUUAUUUGUUUUGUUAUUUUUUUUUUUCUCGUUCGUUUCUGUUUCCCCCAACGCAUAAACACAGCCUGGGCCAGGUUAGCAUGUCAACAUGCCAUGCACACUCACUCACUCAGUCAUCCAUUAAUUCAUCCAUUCAUUCAGUCAGUCAUUUAUUCUCAGUCAGUCAUUUACAUGGUAACAUUCAUUCAUUCAUUCAUUUGUUUAGCCACAGAGAUGUCUGUGUCUCAAGAUUGGUACCAAAACAAUGCAAUAUUUAUAAUGUCUUUUUUAUGGAGAACUCAAACAAAAAACACUUUAUGUAUUUGAAAUCCAGGUUAACAAGUUGGUCCCCUUAAAUCGUUUUUCUCAAAAUGGGCUUCGUUUAAAGGCGACCAAGCACCCCCCCCCCCCCCCCCUUAUGCCCUUAGUGGAAUGUUUUACACACGUUGCACAUGCAUGAGUGGCUAACGUGAGUGACGGUUGUGUGAUUGUGUGGUUGUGUGUGCGUGCGUGCGUGCGUGUGUGUGUGCGCGCGCUGCUAAACAUGAAAGGCAGUGUGAUGAUGAUGAUGAUGAUGAUUAUUACGAUUAUUAUUACAAGGCCUCUUACACUAAUGUACUGUUUUUCGUAGCAUGCAGCUUCAAGCAGCUUUCAUCGUCCAGUUGCUCGUGGCGCAUCAAGUCCACUCAUGGUCCUGUUCUGACCUUCUGGCAUAUCUGUGAAAAGCCACGAUGACUUUCAGAGGUAGUCAAGGGAAAAGGGGAACAUGCAGAGCCCUAAGCAACUAAAAAAAAAAAAAGGCUUUACAUUUUUUGCGAUGUUAUGCACCAUUUAUCAUGGAAUGAAUGCCACCUCCUCCGUGCCUGCCCCCGUCUCCUAUGCACUGGGUCUGCAUUGUCCCCCCCCCCCUCCCCCUCCCUCCGGGUUGAUUUUGAAAUGGUCAGACUUCUGGAAUGCGUCCUUUGUCAGAACCACAAGUGGUGGAUUGGCGGCUCGUUUUGUGGCCUGGUUUUGAGGUGUUUCGAUUGCAGUCUUCCCAGUUUCCUACAGGGACGCAUAUUGCUCAGCGCUCAGCUGGACGGUUCGGCGCCCCCCCCCCCCCACUGCCUCUCUGUGUCUCCACAUCCCUUUGCCCUGUGAUACCAGCCUAUUUAUUUAUUUGUGCCGUUUUUUGAUGUCUGGUUUUAAAAUGGUUCAGAGGCUGUGUGCUGACAGUCUACUGGCAUUUUAAGCAUAAGGAUUUCUUCUCCUUUUUACAUUUCUGUUUCUUCUUCCUCCUCCUCCUCCUCCUCCUCCUCCUCCUCUUCUCCUGUCCACUCUUUGUCCACUGUUGUGUCCUGUGUGCUUGUUGCUGCUCUUUUGUCCUCUUGUGUCACUCUCCUGAUAAAGAAGCCAUGGCAGUCUCCAGUGCCUGUGCAAGCCUGUCACGCUGUCCCUAGUGUUAGGCCAUCCAGAGCAUAACAACCUGACUGUUAAAGAACCUUCCCUCUCUGACUUUAUAGUUACAACCAUCCAUGGUCCUAAUAAAAACAAAAUGCACAUACACACACUCGCAUACACAGAAACAGACACCACCUUUAAAAUGACCCACAAUAAUCAAGCAAACAGAUUCUGCCUUAAGAAUCACGCUAGUGCCUCAGACACCUAAACCCAGGUCCGGGUAGUUUGCAUGCAGCUGCCCUGGGAAAAAGGGAGAUGACCAUUGUCUUGGUCUGGCUGUCUGCCCAUUGUGAACUGAAGAGGCAUCCAUCAGGAAUCGAUAAAAGCUUUAUAUUUGUAUUAGAUGUACUAAAUCAUUGAUGCCUUCUCAACAUAUACAAUUUGGAAAGAAAGCUCUGAAAGUGAUGGUAAUGUUUCACUUUUAUUUGUCCUCCCUUUCCCCUUUUCAUUUGGUCGCGAGACCUCUAGGAUGCCUCCUAGGCGAUGUUGGGUGCAACUGCACCUUUAUAGAAUGGCGAGAUGGAGUCACUGUAGUUUUUCCUGUGAUGGAUUGUGGCCGUGUUUUAGUAGUUUCUCUAACACAAAUGUUGGCAUAUCCCCCCCCCCCCCUAUCCUGUUUAACAUAAUGUGAUAUGUUAGUCACCUUAGGAAAGGAAGUGAGGCCGGAACUAAACAAGGGAUUAACAGACGACUUCUUUUGUUCUUUUGUUCCUUCUUUGUACAUAAACAUGGAUCUUCCCUUCUCAUGUAUUGUAUUGCAGUGUAUAAUACUGCAAAUAAAUUGAGGUUAUCAGUCCAAAACAUAAGGGCAUGUCUAAAUGCACUAACGAACGAGAUGCAGGUUUAUUGUUGACUUUUAUAUUGUUCUUCCUUUUGAAUUGAUCAUUUAUCCAUGCUUUGGUGUAUCCUGAUUUUAUAGGUUCUUCCUCAGCGACAUCACACAUUUGUGACAUCUUUGUCUCGCGUUUAUGUAUGUGUAUACAUAUUAUGAUUGCUCAGCAACUACUUGACACAUAUCUCACAAAUUACUUUUAAGUUCUUGUCCUACAGUCCCAAUGGUGACCCUUGCAUUGUGUUGUACUUUAUACCGAUGCUAUAUAUUGUCGGUAGUCCCUUUUAUAGACGAAUGUUGAUCAUGAAAUGGGAAGAAAACUCUUAUUCAGUUUUUCAUACUAGUAAUUGUCAUUGGCACUUUUUUCCAAGAACCUGUUUCUCUUCAUUGCGUGCUAUUGUCAGGACUAUAGAAAUCCCUGUCAUAAGAAAUGCUUCUCUAUCUUUUGUGUUGUAAUAAUGAAAUGUAGAUAGAUUUUUUUUUUGUUCUUUCUCCUUUGUUCAUAUUUAGUUAUUUUGUGUGUUUGUUUUUUCAGCAAGGCAGGUCUUUACAUUUUCAAAGGAAUUUUAAGGGGAAGUCUGGAGAGACUUCUUUAGAACCAGUCAGCUCCCACUUGUAACCGAUCAUCACGGUUAGCCUGUGCAGAACCUCAUUCUACCUGAGCUUAUCUCCAUCAUUCUAAUGGGAUGCAGAGUAAUUAAUUUAUUUUGGAUUUUGUUUUCAUGGAUUUCCCUCAAAUGUUUGGAAUUAUGAACAACAUGUACUGGUAGACGCUCUGAACGCAGUAAUACCUAGUUUUAAGGGGGGUAAUGAACAAUAAGGAAAAGAUGUUUUAAAACGUUCUUCUUAAUGUCAAUCUUUUCUGGGUUAAAUUUACACUCCCGUUUUGUUGGACUGGUGAUUUUAGAAAAAUGUUCAUGUAUUGUACAUAUGUGUACCAUAUAUAAAUAUAUAUUUACUUUUUCAUGCAUGUUGAAGUGGAAUACUAUGAACACUUACCGUGCUGCAGUUUUAAUUAAAGAAAAGCAACUUAAUAGAAUCCCAAAGUGUUUGAACUUCAUGUUUUCAAGUCCUCUCUGUGUUACAGACUAUCUCAUUAGACCAUAGGAUGUGUAGCUGAGUGUUGGUGCAUGUGUUACUGUAUGGGAAAAUGUGUCAAAACUGCCAAGCAUCGAAAAGCAAUAAAAAGUAGUCAUAUCUGUUGUCUGAACCCAUAAA